AUGUCGCUCCGCGCCACAACCCUCGUCACAAACCUCUCCGCCGUGACAGCGCGCAUCACCUCUGCUUCCGCCUCCGCCAAUGCCUCUCAAACCCGGCCCCAAGCCCAAAGACCCCAAUGCCCCGUCCGCCUCGUCGCCGUCUCCAAACUAAAACCCGCCUCCGACAUCCAGAUCCUCCACGAGUACAACCCCGCCUUGCAUUUCGGCGAAAAUUACCUCCAGGAGCUACUAGAAAAGUCCAAAAUCCUCCCUCCCGGGAUCCGCUGGCAUUUCAUCGGCGGACUACAGUCUAACAAGUGCGUGACGCUGGCGCGCGAUGUGAGGGGCCUGUGGGCGGUGGAGAGCGUGGAUUCGGAGAAAAAGGCUAGCUUGCUGGAUAGGGGGUGGGGGGAAAGGGGCACGCAGGCAGGGGUGGGUGAGGAUGCUGCGACUACCACUGCUGCUGCUUCAGCUUUAGAAGGAGGUGAUGCUGGUGCAGACGGGGAUCGAUUGCGAGUCUUCGUCCAGGUAAACACGUCUGGUGAAGAUAGUGUCCUCCGGUUAGACUAG
Molecule: messenger RNA, 549 nt
Organism: Histoplasma mississippiense
Lineage: Eukaryota; Fungi; Ascomycota; Eurotiomycetes; Onygenales; Ajellomycetaceae
Exons: 2
Coding region: 1-549 (182 amino acids)
Cellular component (GO): intracellular anatomical structure
Molecular function (GO): pyridoxal phosphate binding
Source: RefSeq, a predicted model, not a curated record